Messenger RNA from Hypomesus transpacificus, 3568 nucleotides. RefSeq names its product sideroflexin 3 (gene sfxn3). The record is from RefSeq and is a predicted model, not a curated record. Lineage: Eukaryota; Metazoa; Chordata; Actinopteri; Osmeriformes; Osmeridae. The transcript is spliced from 12 exons. Gene Ontology annotation, molecular function: monoatomic ion transmembrane transporter activity. The coding region runs from base 150 to 1118 and encodes 322 amino acids. Gene Ontology annotation, biological process: monoatomic ion transport; serine import into mitochondrion. Gene Ontology annotation, cellular component: mitochondrial inner membrane.
CAAGGUAGUUAGACUGGGAAACUGAAACUGUGUACCCUACAGCAGCUAUUGCUAGCUAGCAGUACGGUGUUAUUGGGAGUAGGUCAUAGACACUAGGGUUUUUAGUUUACCCAGCCGGUCGUCGUUGAACCUACAGUAGGAAACUGAGGAUGUCUGGUGAACUGCCCCUCGACAUUAACAUCAAGGAGCCCAGAUGGGACCAGAGCACGUUUAUGGGUCGUGCCCAGCAUUUCUUCAUGGUCACAGACCCCAGAACCGUGCUGCUGUCCUCUGAGACCCUGGAGGAGGCCAGAGUCACUGUGGAGAACUACAGGGCCGGGGUGGCAAAGCCUGGUCUUACAGAGGACGAGCUGUGGAGAGCCAAAUACGUCUACGACUCUGCUUUCCACCCUGACACGGGGGAAAAGAUGUUUGUGAUUGGUCGCAUGUCCGCUCAGGUGCCUGUGAACAUGUCCGUCACUGGGUGUAUGCUCACCUUUUACAGGACCACUCCAGCAGUGGUGUUCUGGCAGUGGGUGAACCAGUCCUUCAAUGCCGUGGUCAACUACACCAACCGCAGCGGAGACGCCCCCCUGACCGUGAAUCAGCUGGGUGCAGCAUACAUCAGUGCCACUACAGGAGCGGUUGUCACAGCCCUGGGGUUGAAGACUCUAGCCAAGCGUCUCCCCGCCAUCAUGAGCAGGUUCGUUCCCUUCGCCGCCGUGGCCGCCGCCAACUGUAUCAACAUCCCUUUCAUGAGGCAGAGGGAGCUGAAAUACGGGAUCCCAGUGACAGACGAGAAUGGUAACCGGUUAGGAGAGUCCCCCGGUGCCGCCAAACAGGCCAUCGUACAGGUGGUGGUGUCUCGUAUCGGCAUGGCAGUGCCAGCUAUGGCCAUUCCGCCAGUCAUCAUGAACGUGCUGGAACAAAGGGCUUUUAUGAAGCGAUUCCCAGUCCUGAACGCUCCAGUCCAGGUGGGAUUGGUGGGUCUGUGCCUGGUGUUCGCCACUCCCCUGUGUUGCGCCCUGUUCCCUCAGAAGAGUUCCAUGAGUGUUGGAAGCCUAGAAGCAGAUCUACAGGAAAAGAUACGACAAAUCAGUCCUCACACUACCACUGUGUACUUCAACAAAGGCCUGUAGGACCAGAUAACAGAAACAUACAUACCCACACGCACAUGCCAGCACCUCUGCUGGCUGACCUCUGCUACUACAGAUCAUUGAGCACAGCUGAAAGGGAAAAGUAAUGUUAAGAAAGACAAGUCUUGUGUAAUAUAUUGACAUGUUUUCCCUCAUCGAAUGGGUUCAGACUCAGAUGAAAGUGUUACUAAGAAUUUGUUGUUUUUGGACUGUGACGUGCCUGGUCCCUCACAUGGGCCUUGUGGAAAAUCAUUAUUUUCUGCAAGGAAUUUAUCAUACAAAACCUCACCAGUUUUCCUAUUUUAAGAGUUGCAAGCACCCUUGGAGAAAACUCGAUUCAAUAUUGUAGUGGUUUUCUUAGCUCAUGCUGUUAUUGCUUGCUUUUGUCAUUUCAGGCAUUAUAAUCCGAGCUGUGUGUGAGAACGCUACCUAAAUAGGGUUUAAAUAAUUCACCUAUAGAUAGAUAUCUAGUCCAAAUCAACUAUGUGCACAAUUGUUCAGGAAAAAAAAGUUAUAAGCACACCAAUAGACCUUGUGUUCAGCCCUCGUGUUUGAAAUCCUGUUUAGCUGCCUAUUGUCUACUGCCCAUUAAAGUGUACUUAUCCAACUGCCUGAUACUGUGGAACCAAGUACCAAGGUGUAUAUUUAAUGUGGCAAAUAACCAUAGGGAUGCAAUGGCACUGAAUAGUAUUUUAUGUGGCACUGUAGCAGGAAGAACGCCCAUAUUAAAACCAGCAAAACAAUAAAACAAUGUUUUGGCCGUAGGGAUGAUUGCACAAAGGCCUUUUUUGGUUGAGAUAUGAAAUAGGUUUGCAUCUUUGUAACUUCAGCAAAGUUAUGCGUUUUUUAGUUGUGUCAUGUAGUACUGUUGUCAUUGACGAGGAAUGUACUUUAUUGUAUUGGUGUUGGAAAAAGAUGUUAUUGUCACCCUAUAAUAUAUAGUGACCCCUGGUUAAUUGACAGCACCCCCCCACUCCCCCCCACCGUUUUCGGUUGUUUUACUAACCUGAUUGUAAGGUUAGAAUUAAAACCGGCUGCUGCAUUUUAAUAGAGAGGCGUGAUACCAGUUUAUGCAAUAGCGAGAGUACACAUAUAUAUUGUAUGAUGUCCGUACUGAAUUGUGUGCAUUGCACUUGUAUGUGUACCAAAUAACAAAGGAUACAGACGUAUUUUAUAUUUAUCUGAACAGACUGAACCUAGAAGUAUAUAGCUUAGAGCAUCUUUGAUCAAAACAAGUUCAUGUUGUUUUUCUUUUUUGACAGUAGCAGUUAAAGUACUUAUACGAGCAGACCAAUAUAGCAGACCAUAUAUUCAUUAUGAUUUGUUGUCACUAUAGACUGUAGAUGUUGAACUUCAGGGUGUGCUUCUAUAUUUGUCCACUAGAUGGUGCUGGCUAUGCUCCCUGAACCCCUUUCAGUGUGCGUGCUAGUGAAACUCAUAAUUUAACACAGUGUUGCAUGUUUACCAAAUUACGCUUUGUAGUUUAUCAAUUGAGCUUUAUGGAAGUAAGACAUAUUUGAUUGUGAACAUAGCAGGGACUGUUCUGAAAGUUCAUCUGCAAUGCAAUAGUAAUUAAUGAACCACCUCAUCCAUACAGAUGCCAACGGUUCUCAGUGCUAAUAUCAAUAAUCUGUACUGUAGAUUAUUAGGUGCACUGCAGGGCAGUGUCUUGGUCCUUGCUAUAUUUAUAUUAUUCAUCACUCUUUGGUGUUGGUUUCUUAUUAAGUGGUUUUGGGGGUCCCUUGUAUGUUGAGUGAAAUUGCACUAUAUUUUAGUCAUGCAGUGCUGCUGCUGUGUUGCAGCCAAUAGUUUAAUGGAAUUACUACCGCUUUACAAGUAUGUACUGGCAAAAUGUCUUAAUGUAUUGUUUGUGUUUGAUAUUAACCCACAUCACUGCUUAUUGGUUUUUAGGAACAGCUUUUAUCUUGAAUUAUUAAAAUUAAGGGGCUGAAUGGUCAAGAACAAAACCGGAUAAUUUUUAGACAACUUGCAGUUAAAGGUAAACAUGGAUGUUAAACCAGAAUGUUAAAUUGAUCCAUUUGAUGCAGGACAAUAUGUACUGUGGGUUAACUGUCAAAGCCAUGGGUCUAUCCAAAGAAAGCAACAGGUCUGAAUUGUUGAAGGAUAAGCACCACUUUUAAUGACUUUGUUUCCACAUUCUCUAUUAAACCUUUCCUUGGGUUUAGUCACAAAAAAACAAAACAUAUCUAGGUUCACUUAUACCUGUCAUAAGAUAUGGUCUUUUGACAAGCAUGAAUGAAUACUUAUAUUGCUACACUCCAUGAAUGGUAUUUCAUGUGAAUGUGUUUAUGUAGCUUAGUUUUAUCCAUGUAGUUUCAGUAUUGAUGCUUGGUGUUUCCCUCAAUUUUGUAUCGUGUUGGAACAUGUUACACCUGUCCGGACCUAUGUGAGAUGUACAUACUCAGAGCAAUUGAAUAAAGUAUUGAAAUGUC